Molecule: messenger RNA, 750 nt
Organism: Elephantulus edwardii (Cape elephant shrew)
Lineage: Eukaryota; Metazoa; Chordata; Mammalia; Macroscelidea; Macroscelididae
Gene: IAH1
Product: isoamyl acetate-hydrolyzing esterase 1 homolog (S. cerevisiae)
Exons: 6
Coding region: 1-750 (249 amino acids)
Molecular function (GO): hydrolase activity, acting on ester bonds
Source: RefSeq, a predicted model, not a curated record
AUGGCGCUCUCGGAGGCGUUGAACUGUGGCAGCUCCCUGCUUUGGCCUCGCGUGUUGCUAUUUGGAGAUUCCAUCACCCAGUUUUCUUUUCAGCAAGGUGGAUGGGGAGCAUCACUGGCUGACAAGCUGGUCAGGAAAUGUGAUGUUCUGAAUCGUGGAUUUUCAGGUUACAAUACCAGAUGGGCCAAAAUCAUUCUUCCAAGGUUAAUCAAGAAAGGUAACAGUCUGGACAACCCUGUAGCAGUUACAAUUUUCUUUGGUGCCAAUGACAGUUCUUUAAAAGACGAGAAUCCUAAGCAGCACAUCCCGCUGGAGGAGUACGCGGCGAAUCUGAAGAGCAUGGUGCAGUACCUGAAGUCUGUGGACGUCCCCGAGACGAGAAUUAUUCUCAUCACACCGCCUCCUCUCUGUGAAUCGGCUUGGGAAAAGGAGUGCCUCGCACAAGGUUACAAAUUAAAUCGCCUGAACUUGGUUGUUGGUGAAUAUGCCAAUGCCUGUUUACAAGUGGCCCAAGACUGCCACACUAAUGUACUCGACCUGUGGACCCUGAUGCAGAAAGACAAUCAGGAUUUUUCAUCCUAUUUAUCAGAUGGACUACAUUUAUCACCAAAAGGAAAUGAGUUUCUUUUCUCACACCUGUGGCCCCUGUUGGAGAAGCAGCUUUCCUCCCUGCCUCUUCUGCUUCCUUACUGGCGCGACGUAACAGAAGCAAAACCGGAACUAAGUCUUCUGGGAGACGGGGACCAUUAG